Molecule: messenger RNA, 3516 nt
Organism: Sceloporus undulatus (fence lizard)
Lineage: Eukaryota; Metazoa; Chordata; Lepidosauria; Squamata; Phrynosomatidae
Gene: CMKLR1
Product: chemerin chemokine-like receptor 1
Exons: 3
Coding region: 838-1977 (379 amino acids)
Biological process (GO): positive regulation of macrophage chemotaxis; inflammatory response; complement receptor mediated signaling pathway
Cellular component (GO): plasma membrane
Molecular function (GO): G protein-coupled receptor activity; complement receptor activity
Source: RefSeq, a predicted model, not a curated record
UCCUCUGCCAUCCCACUUUCUCAACUGUCGUUCAUAUUUCUCUCUCUCACCCCACUUUCCCCCUUUAUCUUCAGCUUGCUUCCAACUGAGUUCAUUUCCUUAGCUGGAAGGAGAGGAGAAGAAGGGGCAAAAUCUGGCCUUCCCAGGAGGCUCAGUCCAAAGCAAACUGAGGCCCCGUCUCCUCACUUGUGUCUUCUUCAUCCAUCGCUUUUGCCAUUUUGGCCCGACUCUGAGAUUGCUUGGCCACGUGCCCUGUGUUUUUUAUCUGUGACAUGUUGGAAGGGAUGCUGUCUCAGCUUUUUUCCCCAAGGCAAAGGCAGGAGUGCUUGAUGGAGUCAGGGAGGGAUUAUGGUAACACAACUGGAUCGACAAGGAGUGAGGGCCAGGAGGGCCAGAUGGAAGGAAGGGAAUGGGAAUGUUCAUCCCCAGCAGUCUAUUUGGGGGAAACAGCAUGCUCUUCUUGCAGUCAUGUGGGCCUCUCCUUCCUCCCACACACCGGGGCUGUGGGCUUUUCCUGCUCUGCUCAUCAUUUUGUGCAUGGAAGGAGGCCUCCUACUUCAUUCAUUUGAACCUGCGGCCAAUUCUCCCAGUAUUUCCCUUGAGACUACAGCAGAGAAUAGGACCUGCAGGACCUUUGCAUCUCAACAGCAUUGUCAUUUGCAUCCUUGCGGGUUCUGAAUCUGCUCUGCGCUUUGGUCUGAACUUGGAAGAGGGGAUCCAAGAUGCUCAAGGAUAGCUCUGAUAAAGUUGACAUUAGUUCAGCUCAGUUUGGUUCUUUUCUCCAUCUCAAGGAAGAUGGCGCAGUCAGUUGGCAAGGCCUAGAAGACUGGCUGCCCAAUGCUCUCUUCUUUAUCCAUUGGUCUCAAUAAUGAUAGUCUUAUUUGGCUUAUAGAGGCGGUCAUGGAGGUUGCGGAUAACUAUUCCGAUGAUUACUUCGACUACUAUGACUGGAAUCACAGUUUUACCACUGAGGAAGCCCAUCGAGAGGAAUCAGCCAGGGACUUCAAGUCCACUGUUCAAAUCCUUGCCGUUCUCAUCUACAGUAUCACUUGCCUCCUGGGCUUAGUGGGCAAUGGAUUGGUUAUUGCGAUGAUCAUGUUCAAGAUGAAGAAGUCGGUCAGCAUCAUUUGGUUCCUCAACUUGGCCGCCGCAGACUUUCUGUUCAACGUCUUCCUGCCCUUAAACAUUGCCUACACAGCCAUGAACUACCACUGGGUCUUUGGAAGAGGCAUGUGUAAAGUCAACUCCUUGCUUCUCAAUCUCAAUCUGUACACCAGCGUCUUCCUUCUGACCACCAUCAGCUUUGAUCGCUGCAUGUUGGUGGUUUGUCCAGUCUGGUCUCAAAACCACCGGAACGCUAAGAGCGCAUGGUUGCUGUGCGCGCUCAUCUGGACUCUUGGUUUCUUCAUGAGUUCACCUUCCCUGGUUUUUCGAGACACUGCGACGGUUCAGGGCAGCGUCAUUUGUUUUAACAACUUCUCCUUAUCCAGGUCUCCAUUUGACCACUCGCUGGGUGAACUGAGACAUACAACGGUGACAAUAGCUCGGUUCCUUGUGGGUUUCAUCGUACCACUGACUGUGAUCACCGUGUGUUACAUCAUUAUUAUCGUCCGGCUGAAAAGGAACCGCCUUGCCAAGUCCAAAAAGCCCAUGAGGAUCAUUAUUGCCAUCAUUGUGACCUUUUUCUUAUGUUGGUGUCCCUACCACGUGUUCUACCUCCUGGAAACGCAACACCAUGCCGUUCCAAGGUCUGUCCUGGAGUUUGGGGUCCCUAUUGUCACUGCGAUUGCUGUUUCCAACAGUUGCAUGAACCCAGUCCUUUAUGUCUUUUUGGGCCAAGAUUUCAAGAAAUUUAAGAUGACUGUUCUCUCCAGGCUGGCCAACGCACUGAGUGAGGACACUGUUCACUCAACGCUCCCCCGGCGGAGUUUCACAAAACCCUGGUCGAUGACUGAAAAAGAAACAAUUUUAUCCUGAGCUCCAGACCACACUGACAGAUCAUGAGUGACUGGUUUGUCCACAGAGACAGAUAAGGGGCAGAGUGAUGUGGAGGGAUGUCCAACUGGGAUCCAGUGCUCCCAGCAAGAGCCUUCUUGUCUUCUUCUCAAUGGUUUCAAAAUGAGUAUGAAUUUGUCUCAAUGAAUUUGUUUACUUGUGAUCAGGAGAUUUGCUGCGAUUCCUGUUGUUAUGCAUCAUAUCUGUAAAUACCCACAAAAUAGCUUUACAAAUUCUGUGCCAUAAGCUCUGGUCCUUUAUCUAGAUAAGCAAGUUUUGGGGCUGAUUUGGGUCUGAGUCUUGUAGCCUCUGUACUGCCUCUUCCCAGUUCUCAACAGGGCUGUGGAGUUGGUAGCUUUGACUCCGACUCUUCUGUUUUGCAACUGUGCAGCUCUGACUUUGACUCUGACUCCUUCAUGAAUGGCAAAUGUUUAUUAAUUGGCAACACCAAAUGUACUGCAAUAAAAUGGGAGCACAAGGCAUUUCUUCACCACUGCAGGAAUCAUCAGCCCUGUUUCUUGGCCAUUAUGCACCAUGAGAAGUUAUGAUGGAGGAAAGAAGCAAGCAUCUAUGCAGGCCAUGUCUGCUGGUUCCAAAAUUAGAUCAGUGGCUUUGCCAGUUUGUUAUCAGCAGACAAACCCUUUAGCAGUUCCACUGAACCACAUGCAAAUGGUGUCAGGUGUAGGAAACAAAAAAACAACCCUUUAUGCUAAAACAACAACAACACGCCCCUCAACUGUAUUUUUAGACUUAAAAUCUGUGCACAAUGUAGGGUGCAGUUGGACUUUUUUCUUUGGUGCGGGAUUUGCAUCCCCACUUUGAGGCUGCAGAAGUGGCGCGAUGCAUGUGUCGCAACUGGGCAUGGUUGCCCAUUGAUGUGCAGUGCAUAUUUGAUUGGGCAACAGCGCAAUUUUCUAACAAGGUGUUGUUGCACAACUGCCACUCCAGGAGUAUAAAGUUAUCCGGUCUCUCAUUGACGGAGGCUCUGGGCCAAUGGUGUAACCACCAGAUAGCCCACUGUGACUGGCCCCAGGGCAAGGACCAUAGGCACCAAGAGAGCGCCACUCUUCAGAACAAGUGUGACUUAUCUUACCAUGUUACCAUGUGGAGGGUUCCCCCACCCAGCCCAUUGACUAAACCCACUGACCUCCUUCAAACCUUCAGCCAGAAACUCAAACUGAACCUUUUGCUCAUACUCAGAAAAUUCUGGAAUGAUUCAUAUUUUUUUAAAGAGCUGUGAUUUUCGGGUUUCUAAGCCAGUUGUUAGAUUGUACCGCAUUCCCACAUGGGCAGACAGAUAGCAGACAACCAGCCCUUGGUCUUCUAACACAUAUUCCUAAGCAGCCAAUUUUUACUAAUGGUUGCUCUAGUGAAUCUACGAAAAGGUUGCAUCUGUCGCUAUGCAUGCAUAGACCUGUGCAUUUCCACACCAUAAAUCAUGCUCCAGGGAUUUGUUGUUUCCUAUAGCCUGUCAGGUAACUUUCUUGCUCUUCUUGUUGUCUUUUCUGGGAGAUUUCAUAG